Messenger RNA from Sclerotinia sclerotiorum 1980 UF-70, 1239 nucleotides. RefSeq lists its product as hypothetical. The record is from RefSeq and is a predicted model, not a curated record. Gene Ontology annotation, cellular component: checkpoint clamp complex. The coding region runs from base 1 to 1239 and encodes 412 amino acids. Lineage: Eukaryota; Fungi; Ascomycota; Leotiomycetes; Helotiales; Sclerotiniaceae. Gene Ontology annotation, biological process: DNA repair; cellular response to ionizing radiation; DNA replication checkpoint signaling. The transcript has 7 exons.
AUGGCGGUUCUGACUUUCACACUCACUCCGGAAGCUCUGGGGAGAUUGCAUGAUGCACUCGUGUGUCUUGGAAAAUUCAGUGAAACCGUAUCUAUCGAAGCUACUCAAAGCAGGCUCAUUUUGACCACACUCAACUCUACAAAGUCGGCUUAUGCUUCCUUCACCUUGGUGGGAAAUAAAUUCUUCUCCAAGUAUCAAUAUACGCCAGUGCGUAGUGGUCGCCAAACACAAGAAAAGUUUAGCUGCAAGAUUUACAACAAAGCCUUGUUAGCUGUUUUUAAGGGUCGUAUUGGGGGCGAUGCUUCCAAGGAAAAAGACACUGCCAUUGAAAAGUGUGACGUAUCAAUUGAGGAUGGAGACGGGGCAACAAAAAGUCGUUUCAUUGUGAGAAUUUUAUGCAGGCAUGGAGUGUUAAAGAUUUACCGGCUGAAUUUCGAAGCUGUUCCGCCUCUGCAUGCGCUGUUCUCAAGAGAUGCGGCUUGUAAUAGCUGGUCGAUAUCUUCAAAAACAAUGCCAGUCUUGAAGCAGCCUUUACGCACCACAAUCGCCGUGGAAACCUCGGAAUUCGUCGAGUUCAGCGUCGAAGAGCAGCUUCAUAUUAUUACCAGCGUCAAAGACUUCAAGUCAAUCAUCGCUCAUGCAGGGAUAACCAACACAAACAUUAGAGCUUUAUACUCAAAUCCUUCAAGUCCAAUGCAGCUUACGUACAGUGAGGACGGAAUGCAGUGCGAAUUUAUCCUUAUGACAACCGGUGAAGCAAGGGCGAUAUCUACAAUACCAGCGACAAAUGGGGUUCGAGCUUCAAAAGGACCAGCUGUAAGACAGGCCUUGGAGGCCACAUCGAGUUUGAAAAGAACUAGAUUUGGCUCCGAGAUGGCUGCACCAGUUGAUCCAGAACAAAAUCUGAUUCGAGAGAACACGAGAAGAAAGAUUUCUAGGCCUUCUCCUCCACCUCCCCAACCCAGCAUUCAAUCGCAAGCGCUGUUUAUGCCGGCGAACGAUGACGACCGUAGAUGGGACCCUGUUGAUUAUGAGUAUGAGGACAAUGAGAUGUUACUGUGGGAUGCAAAUGUAGACGAAUCCUCGGCUAGUGAUCCAAGUCGCCGAUUACAAGAGACUCAGAACAAAAGUAACCCCAAGGAUUCGGAGGUACCUAGCGAAAAAUAUAUAACCGUGCCAACACAACGUGUGGCACCAACUCAGCGCCUAUCACAAGUUCGUGGUAUGUUUGAUGAGUGA